CUGCAUCCAACCUGGCAACCCCUGGAGGAGUCUAGUGGAGGAGAAUCUCACCACGGCAGCAGACUACAGCAGACUGCUGGUCAUCACACAGAGGCUGGCUGGCUGCGGGAUCCCGUCUACACAAUCUACUGCUCAGUUCUCUUGCCAACACCAAAUUUGGAUCAACUUGGUGGAGAAACGAGAGGAAACCCCAAAUCUUUGCCUAGAUGGUGGAGGCCUGAUCUGAACCUCAUUCUUCCAACCCUCCUGCCAGUUGUGAGCCUUGCUGGCAUCUUCUCUAACGGGGAAAAAGUCAAAUUGAAAGCGAUCACUCUCGGAGCCCUUUGAACACCAUCUUUAACAUAUUUGAAGUGUUAUUACAGUCUUGAGGAAGUACACAACCAAGCGUUUCCUGGAUACUUCUGUGUAACAACAUGGCAAAGAAAAACCAGAAGGAUACGUCGGGGGUGGUGUUUGACACUCGCUCAAAAAUGGCCAUGUCCCAGGGAGGAACAGCUGAGAGGAUGAAGGAGAAGAUCAGUGCUGUCAGGGCAGUUGUCCCCAACAAAAGCAACAAUGAGAUCGUACUGGUGUUGCAGCAUUUUGAGAACAGCGUUGACAAGGCUGUUCAAGCUUUCUUAGAAGGCAGUGCCAUUGAGAUCCUGAAGGAGUGGAAUGUGACCGGCAAAAAGAAGCCCAAGAAGAAAAAGAAGCCCAAGCCUGUGCCCGAGGCUACAGCAGAGCCUGCUCCACCUGAGGCCACAUCGCCCGAGGAGGUCAAGGACGAGGUGAACGGCUUUCAUGCCAACGGAUCAGUCAUAGAUGGAGAGUCACUUGAUUCUCUGAGUGAACAGUUGGACUCUGCCUCCCUGGAUGCAGCCGAGCUGGACUCUGAACCCGCUACAUCCGAAACCACCGGUGCAGAAGCAGAAAGUCAAGGUAGCGCUCCAAGUCCCCCUUUACAGCAAGGAGGGAGGUAUCACCAGGGUCCCAGAGGCAACAAGAACCGACACAGGCCCGGCUCUAAUUCACAUCCACCCUCUUCCUCAUUUCCACCCACCACUGAUGAGCAAGGAUCGUCAGGAGUCAAGAAGAUGGCUCCCAAUAUCGACCGCUCUGUGAAGGACCUGCAGAGAUGCACCGCCUCACUGACUCGCUACAGGAUAGUAGUCAAGGAGGAGAUGGACUCCUCAAUCAAGAAGAUGAAGCAGACGUUUGCUGAGCUCCAGAGCUGUUUAAUGGACAGAGAAGUGACUCUACUGGGAGAAAUGGACAAAGUGAAAGCAGAGGCCAUGUUGAUUUUGGACGCCCGGCAUAAGAGAGCGGAGGAGCUCAGACGGCUGACGGACCAGUCGGUGUCCAUGUCCGAGGAGCAGUUGACUGAACUGCGUGCAGACAUAAAGCACUUUGUGAGUGAGCGUAAAUAUGAUGAAGACCUUGGAAAAGCUGUAAGAUUUACGUUUGAUCUUGAACCGCUGAAGACGAGCAUCAUAGGGUUUGGAUCAGUUUACCAUCCACGCACAGGAUACUCAAAUCGGUCCCGUUGUAGCUCCACGUCCUCUUCCAUCGCCAGCCCCGGCCUGCUGGAAACUCCUCCUCCUCCCACCCAGACUCAAAGCAACCCCAGUGAAUACCGCCCUCCACCAAACAAACAGAUUUUCCAAGGCAACAGGCGUACUUUCCAGGGACAAGGGUAUCACUCGGGCGGUCAGAGGUAUAACGGCGCUUCCUACCAUGACAGGAACGCCGCUCGGGCUAACCACCGCUACAAGAGUGACGGUGACUCUUCUGGUCCUUCCCAGCACUCACACAGCUCAAGAGGUCCCCACCAUUCGUCCACGUCCUCCUACAACCAAGACCGAACCUCUCAUAACGGGCUGCCCCAAAGGCCUCCGCGGACACCCUGCCCUUGACGUUGGAAAUCCUGUGCUCAAUCAAACCCAUCUACUAACCCUCACCCCUCCUCACCCUGUCCCACCACCCAUAGCCUCCCCCCAUACCCUCCACACUUUCCCCUCUACUAACUCCUCUCAAUGAAGAAUAGAUUACAAGUUUACAUAUUUCCGUCAGUUGAGCUGUAGUGCCAGGUCUCUACAUCAAUCCAUUCAUCCUUUCAAACUUGAAAAGCGCUCACUGUUCUGUAAUCGCUCUUCCGUUUGCAUUUCUCCCUUCCUGGUUAAGGUAACAGCUUCUAUCUUUAGGCCCCCCUUUGAGAGAUCUCAUUGCUAUGCUAUUGUCAGUCUCUGUUAUUCAUUUUUUUGCAGUUUCUGCCAGAGACUGACAUGAUUACAUGCAACAAUUUCUGCACUAUUGAAGUUGAACUCUUAGUACUAUUUCUAUUUUUGCUGAGGCUUGUCGGCUCUCUGAUUUGAACCUCACAUCUUUUUUUUUUUGGUGUUUGUUCUCAUCUCCCGGAACCAUUUCAAUGCCUUCACCGUGGAAGUGCAAAAGUAGUUCUCGCAUUAACAGAGAUUUUUGUCAUCAGGAGAGUAGACAUGCAAUCAACACUACAGACUAUCGUUAAUCUUUACAAGGUAAAAAAUAAUUAAAACAUAUCAGACUGUAAUCUAGAGCUUUUCAUAUGGCUGCUACAAACCAUAGGGAACUUGUUAACACUAGGACUUAGAUGUGUUUGAGAGGAACUCUGUGAACACAGAGGUUGCCCUCUUAAAGGAAUAGAUCGACAUUUUUAGAAAUGGCUCGUUCCCUUUCUUGUGGAGUUAGAUAAGAAGAUGGAUACUGGUCUCAUGUCUGUACGAUAAAUAUGAAGCUAUCACCAGCAGCCGCUUAGCUUAGCUUAUUACGCAGCUUUGUUGAAUACUCGAUUAUGAUCGGUCAUCACGGCGUUCUACGGUCUGUUAAUUCUUUAUAACAGACCGUAAAACGCAGAAAAAUGGACUCUGGCGGAUCAUUUUUGUGUCAAAUUAUUGAUUUCUUGAGUAAGUAGCCGUGUAAUAAGCGGGAUAAUGUAGGUCAUUGUUUUCGGGGUUUCUUUCACUCUUUCACUUCUUUCACUCAGCGCAGACUGGAAGCAGUUGGAAACAGCUUUGUUUCCUGUCUUAAUGUCACAUUAUCUGCCAACCAUCACCUCCAAAUUUCACUAAUUAACACGUUGUAUCUUGUUUUGUUUAUUUUUCGUAGAAAAACUGAAGUGUAAAAACCACAAGUCUUGGUUUUACGGGGGGGGGGGGGGUUAUGUGCCAGGCAGAGCAAAGCUAGCUGUUGCCUUGCUAAGCCAAUCGGCUGCUGACUGUAGCUUCAUAUUUACCGUACAGACACGACAGCAACUAUCAAUCUUCUCCUCUAAUUCUCUGCAAGAAAACGAAUAUGUGCAUUUCCCAAGAUGUCGAGCUUUACCUUUAAAUGUUGCCUAAGACGGCGAUGUAUCGCCCUCCCACUGGCCAGCGGGGUUAUCGUGUGUGUGCUGUUGUUGGCUUGCUGUCCAUUAUUUUGUAACAAAGACAGGGCUCAUUACCUUUUGUAGAAUACUGUUAAAUAUGUUAAAACUCACAACAAAGGAAACUGUCCACAUGCUGUUCUAUAUUUAAUCCUUGACAUAUAUUCAGAUGAAUUUUCUUCCACACGCACCGUUUCUUCUUCUUUGUGUUGUUAUAUAUGCACAUGGAUGGCGUAUUAAUGACGUGCUUGCCUUUUAGUCACAGAGAGACUUCACAUUUGCCUUUCUAGAGACAUGGAUGUCUGCAUCAUGACGGCUUUCUAAACAGACGGUACUCGUAGAGCGGGCGCGCCAUUUAUAAAUAUGUGUGAGAAUAAGAUCUUUGCUUCCCCUUUUUUUAUAUUCUCACUUUAUCUCAUCUGUGAACUUAAAACUGAUCAAACUGAUGAAUGCAUUGGAAGGUUGCAUUGAUUUCACAGAUAUAAGUUUUUUUUGUUUUUUUAUGGCUGCCAAGUAGAAGGCUUUUCGUUGUUGGGGUUAAGUCUCAUCGUCGUGUCCACAGCUUGUGAACAAAAAGCUGGUGAAUACCUCAUUGCUGAUGUUUUGGCAUGGCCUGUUUUCAAGCCGUUUUCUCGCAGUGGGCUCUUAUUUAAGAGACAGGGACCCCUGGUGAUUCCUCAGCUUUAAUCUUCUUGUAGUUAUGUACAUACAGUAUGUGGAGCUGCAAGGCUGUAGUGUAAGACUGGUUGUUACAUAAUUGCUGCAUUUUCUUCAUAAUGUCGUCUUCCUUCGAGCAGACUUUUUGAAAAUUAUAUUUUGUUCUCUCUCUCUUCCCCCUUUUUGUUUCCUUGUGGGUUUUCUGAUCAUACGGAGAUUUUUCUUCUUAUUUGAUAUAUAAGAAAACUUCAGUGAAUAUUUUAGUUAAUAUUGUGGAGAGAAGAGCGUUGCAGUCUUUGGUAAAUAUGUGCUGUAAUGACACAUAAAUAUGUUUUGAUUUAAAGGAAUAGUUUGACAUUUUGGUGAAUAUGUUCAUUUCCUUUCUUACGGUUUGAAAACACUUCUGAUAAAUCUCAUCUUUGUUGCUUUUAGAAGUCUGUUUUCCAGUUUGGAUUUGGCUCAAGGUUGCCCCUUGUGGCCGUUGGGGGGGGGAAACAUCUGCGGUUUUCACCAACAGUGUAUGUUUUUUUACUCCUUCUGGCCUCAGGGGGCAGUAAUGAGCCCAUCACAGCUAGAAAAAUAACUUGGACAAGCAACAAAAAGGUGACAUUUAUACUUUAUUGAAAGUGUUUUCAGAAAGUAUUUUUCAGUUUCUUAUCUAAACUCUCAGUAAGAAAGCGAAAAAGUGAAUUUCCUAAAUUGUCAAACUAUUUCUUUAGGUGGUAAUGUCGUAAUGUCAAAGAUUUUUUAUUGACUGGUGUUUUUGGGGGGCUGCAGUUUAAAUUGAUCAAAGCCGCAGGACUGAUUAUUAACAAAUCAGUUUUUAUUCCAGCAUAUCUCCAGUGUGCUCUGGAGGUGCUGGAUUCGUUCAAUCAAGACUCAAAGAGAGUAGAUUUUGUCUGCCUCACUUUAACCACUUUUUUUAAUUUUCGUUUUACAUUCCAAACUGUAGGAAUAUUAGGUUAUCGCCAAAGAUAAUUACGUCCUGUUUUCAAGUUGCUGCCUUUUUUUUUCGUUUUCUUUCCUCGGCCUGUAAAGAAUUCCAAAGGGGAUAAAUCCAACACUUCACCGUUUCUUCGUCUUCUUCUUCCUCUUCUUCCCACCCUACUUUACGUUCUGAUUCCUUACUGUAUAUACAUAUAUGUAGCUAUAUAAUUUUGUGCUCACAUGGGGCAUUUUGUAUGUGAUAUUCAUAUUAGGCAUAAUGGAGGUUAAAACAUCUAGUUCAUUCAUUCUUCCAGUAGACCUUCUUUAGACAACCUUUCUGAGACAACUGUAAACUCAAGUGCCUUUUCUUGUCUCCCACCGAUUCAUUGACAUCCGCUCCACUAGAGUAUGGACCAAAGACAUCGACCGUCCCCGACAAACCCUCUCCUCUCUUUCUCCCCACUCACUGAAUUGCACACUUUUCAUUUACUACGAAUAAACAGUUUGCAAUACUGA
Molecule: messenger RNA, 5476 nt
Organism: Sebastes umbrosus (honeycomb rockfish)
Lineage: Eukaryota; Metazoa; Chordata; Actinopteri; Perciformes; Sebastidae
Gene: spats2
Product: spermatogenesis associated serine rich 2
Exons: 13
Coding region: 414-1892 (492 amino acids)
Cellular component (GO): cytoplasm
Molecular function (GO): protein binding
Source: RefSeq, a predicted model, not a curated record